Monopterus albus (swamp eel) is the source of this 2036-nucleotide messenger RNA. RefSeq names its product HNF1 homeobox Ba (gene hnf1ba). The record is from RefSeq and is a predicted model, not a curated record. The transcript has 9 exons. Gene Ontology annotation, biological process: positive regulation of DNA-templated transcription; pancreas development; insulin secretion. Lineage: Eukaryota; Metazoa; Chordata; Actinopteri; Synbranchiformes; Synbranchidae. The coding region runs from base 1 to 1677 and encodes 558 amino acids. Gene Ontology annotation, cellular component: nucleus. Gene Ontology annotation, molecular function: DNA-binding transcription factor activity, RNA polymerase II-specific; RNA polymerase II cis-regulatory region sequence-specific DNA binding.
AUGUUCUCUAAAAUGGUAUCCAAGCUGACAUCCCUGCAGCAGGAGCUCCUCAGCGCCCUGCUGGACUCAGGAGUUACCAGAGAUGUUCUGAUCCAGGCCCUGGAUGAUAUGGACCCCAGCCCGCCGAGCUUUGGAGUAAAACUGGAGAACCUGCCUAUGUCUCCCGCUCCUCCCCAGAGCGCCAGUUUGAACGGGGCGGACAGCGACUCGAAGCCCGUCUACCACACACUCACCAACGGCCACAGUAAGGGCAAGCUGUCCGGGGACGAGGGCUCCGAGGACGGGGACGACUACGACACCCCGCCGAUACUGAAGGAGCUCCAGUCACUGAACACGGAGGAGGCCGCCGAGCAGAGGGCGGAGGUGGAGCGCAUGUUGGCAGAGGAUCCAUGGCGUGCUGCCCGCAUGAUCAAAGGUUACAUGCAGCAGCACAACAUCCCCCAACGGGAGGUGGUGGACAUCACAGGGCUGAACCAGUCUCACCUCUCCCAGCACCUCAACAAAGGCACUCCCAUGAAAACACAGAAGCGAGCGGCCCUCUACACCUGGUAUGUCCGGAAACAGCGGGAAAUUCUCAGACAGUUCAACCAGGUAGUGCAAGGUUCUGGCACCAAUAUGACAGACAAAGGCAAUCAGGAUUCGAUGUUUUUUUAUCCAGAGUUCAACCCGUCUGGUCAGGGCAUGAGUCAGUCGGGUGACGAGGUCGGCAGCGAACCGUCCUGUAAGAAAAUGAGACGUAACCGUUUCAAAUGGGGGCCUGCAUCCCAGCAAAUCCUGUACCAGGCCUAUGAACGGCAGAAGAACCCCAGUAAGGAGGAGAGGGAAGCUUUGGUGGAAGAGUGCAACCGAGCUGAGUGUCUUCAGAGAGGUGUCUCCCCUUCCAAAGCCCAGGGCCUCGGCUCUAAUCUGGUAACUGAAGUGCGAGUCUACAACUGGUUCGCCAACCGGCGCAAAGAAGAGGCCUUCAGGCAGAAGCUGGCCAUGGAUGCCAUCAGUGUGCCGACCCACAGCCUCAACCCUCUGCUGUCACAUGGCUCCCCACAUCAUCCCCAGACCAGCACUUCACCUCCCAUGCGUUACAGCCAAGGUCCGGGUGAGGUCAGCUCCUCCACGACCAUCAGUCACCACAACAGCAACGCAAUGGCAACCAGCCAGUCGGUGCUCCAUCAGGUGUCUCCGGGAGGAUUGGACCACAGCCACAGUCUGUUGUCACCUGAUGCCAAGAUGAUUUCCGGUUCAGGCGGAGGACUUCCUCCAGUCAGCACGCUGACAAACAUCCACAGUUCCCACCACAGCCAUCAGCAGACACAGAACCUCAUCAUGCCUCUAUCUGGAGUCAUGGCCAUAGCACAGAGUCUAAACACAUCGCAGUCUCAGACAGUGCCAGUGAUCAACAGCGUGGCGGGCAGCCUUGCGGCGCUGCAGCCAGUGCCGUUCUCUCAGCAGCUCCACAGCCCCCACCAGCAGAGCCUGAUGCAGCAGUCUCCCAGCCACACGAGCCAGCAGCCGUUCAUGGCUACUGUCACACACUCGCACAUGUACCCUCACAAGCAAGAGCCCCCUCAAUAUUCCCACCCAUCACGUUUCCCUUCGGCCAUGGUGGUCACAGACGCCAGCAACAUCAGCACCCUAAGCUCCAUGUCCUCAAGCAAGACGUGUCCUCUUCAAGCUUGGUGAGAGCGUCCAUCUGACUUCCUCGGUGCCCAGCAACAGCAGCACAUUUUUCCACCUGCUCGAUGGUGUAACCAUGACAACUCCUAAUAACCGGCAACAGUGUGCUGGAUGGGUCGGUCAACAAACGAGAGGAGUGAGGAUGGUGGGCCAGGUGAUGAAAAUUAGAAAUGAGGACAGAGAAGGAAAAAAAACUAUCUGCACCUGAAAGUGAGGAGCCUGGAUUCCCCUCUGUCACACACACAUGAUCAAUAAGGAUGUAUGAUUUUGACACAAUCUUGGCAAACAGUAUUCAAUUUUCCUGCCCCUUUCUAAAAAAUGUACAGUCAUUCUCUUUUGUGACAUAACAAAGGAACAAAAACAAA